This is a messenger RNA of Gorilla gorilla gorilla (western lowland gorilla), 979 nucleotides long. It is a transcript of the gene C8H10orf53, whose product is annotated as chromosome 8 C10orf53 homolog. The coding region runs from base 514 to 765 and encodes 83 amino acids. The record is from RefSeq and is a predicted model, not a curated record. Lineage: Eukaryota; Metazoa; Chordata; Mammalia; Primates; Hominidae. The transcript has 4 exons.
GCGCGGCAGGCCUACCGGUGGAGCACCACACCUUCCGCCUGCAGGGCCUGCAAGAUGAUCAGCUGCCUUUCCACACGAGCUGGACUGCUUCAUUUAAACAAGUCGUGGGUCCAAGCUGAGUGCCUUCUUCAAAGACGUUUAAGAACAAGACACUUAAACAGGAUGCAAUAUCAUAAAUAUGCCAAUGAAAAAGAUGCAGGCAUUUUUUUAGAGACGCAUUAGCUGACACGGGUCAAUUAGGGCCUCCUAUGGGUACCCAGGGAGUGCUGUCUUGUUAAUGGAGAUCCUUGCUGAGUCUCUUUCUGAAGUUCCUUUCCAGAAGUGAAAUUAAAAUCGCGCAAUUAAAAUGUUCACAGUUGGGGCUGGAUGUUCUUGAACUGAUUGAAAGAUGAAGAAGUGGACACACCAACGUUUUGAAACAGCAAUUGUCUCUGUAAUUAAAUGCAAUUAACUGACAUAACUGUUUGCUUUACUCCGUGUAAAACUGAUUGAAAUGGCAAGACUUUAAAGAAUAUGCCCCCGUCUGUUUUCUCUUUCCAUCCUAAACAAAGUUCUCACCAACAUAUGAAGACCAACAAAGCUGUGUUGGCCAUAGAUGGACAUGAGGUCAUCCUAGAGAAGAUAGAAGACUGGAAUGUGGUGGAACUCGUGGUGAAUGAAGAAGUCAUCUUCCACUGCAACAUUAAGGACUUCGAGUUCGGAGGCGAUGGUAAACUAGACCCACUGUGUGAAAAGGCCAGGAUAGCCGUGCUGAAUGCCUACUGAUCUCCUCAUGGAACAGGCAUCUCAAGUCGGCACAAUAGCAGCUGCCCCAGCCAUUCUACGAUGCAGGCAGAAGUGGCUGUGCCACGGUGUGGACACUGGGCUCAACUAGUCAGAACAGGGCAACUCGGGCCUGACCUCCCGCUUACACAGCCUCAGGAUUCUCACCUGGCUGCACAGGAGCCCACAGAAAUAAUAAAAACCACAUCAUUUAUAA